AUGGCCGCCUCCACGGGUGCUGCGAGCGACGCUUCCUCCGACCCGCAAGGUCCGGGUCCGGAGCAGCCGACCCUCCAGUACAGCAUGAUCCUGGACCACCUCAUCGGGGACAAGAGGCCCGUGAAGGAGCUGAGCCCCGGCGUCAUGGGGGGGCUGCCGGUGCCCGCGAAAAGCGACGAGCAGAAGAUGAUCGAGAGGGGAAUGGAGAGCUGCGCCUUCAAGUCGGUCCUGGCCUGUGUGGGAGGGUUCGUCCUCGGCGGAGCCUUCGGUGUUUUCACGGCCGGCAUCGACACCAACGUGGGCUUUGACCCCAAAGACCCCAUGAGAACGCCAACGGCGCGAGAAGUCCUCAAAGACAUGGGCCAGAGGGGGAUGUCCUACGCCAAGAACUUUGCCAUUGUGGGCGCCAUGUUCUCCUGCACGGAGUGCAUCAUAGAAUCGCACCGCGGCAAAUCUGACUGGAAGAACGCUGUGUACAGCGGUUGUGUAACUGGAGGAGCGAUUGGAUUUCGUGCUGGUGUGAAGGCCGGGGUCCUGGGAUGUGGAGGCUUUGCGGCAUUCUCCGCUGCCAUCGAAUACUAUUUGCGGUGAACUGUUGAAAAGCAGCUCAGUGGACUUAAUCGUUGCGCACGUGAAGACUCGCACUGUGAGAAAUACAACUUUCUGAAUAUUUACCUACACGUGGACGAUUGGUGCAAAGGCAAGAAUGGAGGCAUUUGGUGGAAGCGACAGGUUCCUGUUUGUGUAUGUCGAUGCCACAGUGAACUGAAAAAAGAUCUCCUUCCUUUUUUUCCCCUCAUGUGGCUCUUUCCUUUUAUCUUGUUGGAUGAUCUUGUUGAGCCAAACAAACCGAGUCCAUGUGGAAAAUCAAGAAACUUUGCAGAGCGGGUCGGGUGUAUAAUGAUGAGAUGAAAAUGAGUCACGACCACCUCAAAUCAGACUCAGAUAAAACUUCUGUUCUAGUUGUAGAACGUUGGUGUUAUGUGUCAGUAACUAAUUCAAGUCAAGAUUGUUUAUAUUAAAGCUGUUUUUUUUUGUUAA
Messenger RNA from Scophthalmus maximus (turbot), 1041 nucleotides. It is a transcript of the gene timm22, whose product is annotated as translocase of inner mitochondrial membrane 22 homolog (yeast). The transcript has 4 exons. NCBI's taxonomy places the organism in Eukaryota, Metazoa, Chordata, Actinopteri, Pleuronectiformes, Scophthalmidae. The record is from RefSeq and is a predicted model, not a curated record. The coding region runs from base 1 to 591 and encodes 196 amino acids. Gene Ontology annotation, biological process: protein insertion into mitochondrial inner membrane. Gene Ontology annotation, cellular component: TIM22 mitochondrial import inner membrane insertion complex. Gene Ontology annotation, molecular function: transmembrane protein transporter activity.